AUGUUACCAAUUAAUUUAGAUAAUUUGACAUAUAUUUCGAUGUAUACAAACAAUAUUAACUUUGAUGAAUUUGAAAUCUUUAUUGAAAAUAUAUAUUCGAAAUUAAAAACUUUAUAUGUUACUUUUUUAUAUCAAGAUAUAACUUUUCUUCAUGCUUAUCGAUGGGAACAAUUAAUUUUACGAUAUUUAUCUCAAUUGAAAAAAUUUUCUUUAAAAUAUUAUGAACAUAAAUAUUCAAUAUAUUCUGGAGAACGAAAUCAAUUCGUUUCACCAUUUUGGAUUGAACGAAAAUUGAUAUUUAAUGUUGAAAUUAAUGAAUAUAAUAUUCUUUAUUUGGUUUGUCCAUACAGUAAAAGAUGGUAUGAAUAUAAAAAUUUUACUGCUGAUUAUUUAAAAUCUACUCAAUUGACUAUCAAAUACGUUUUUUCUGGUGAACCUGCUGAUAAUUUAUUCAUGUAUAUUAAACGUAUUUUAAAUAAAGUACAAAUUUAUCAUUUGAAUAUUCAACAACAAAUUUCUAUUGAUAGAUUAAUGCAAAUUAUACAUUUAUUACCAGAUCUUAUUACAUUACAAAUUAAUUCUUUAGCAUUUUAUCGAUCAUUCUUCGAUGAAGAAUUUCCUACAACAUGUUCAAUAGAAAAUGCAAGUAAAAUUAAAAAAGUUUAUAUGGAGAAGACGGAAACAAUUAAAGAAAUUUAUUUUCUUCUUGAUGUUUUUCCGCAUAUGGAAUUUCUUUAUGUCGAAUGUAUUCAUGGUAUGUCUAUUGAAUUAUUUCUACGAGAUAUUUUAAACAAAAUUAAUAAAGAUCUUCGUUUAUUAUGUAUUUAUGUUUCAAAAGUAGAUGAUAAUAUGAUUAAAAGAUUAAACGAAAUGAUUGAUAAUGAAAAACUUUUAUCAAAUUAUACAAUUCAUCAUGAGCUUGAUAAUAUCUAUUUGCAGUGGAUAUGA
Molecule: messenger RNA, 948 nt
Organism: Rotaria sp. Silwood1
Lineage: Eukaryota; Metazoa; Rotifera; Eurotatoria; Philodinida; Philodinidae
Source: the annotation of a GenBank genome assembly